GGAGGAAGCGGUUUGGUCUUGUUGCAUGGGAAGGGAGAGAUUUUGGGAGGACAGCUAGACGAAGAAGGUGAUUCCGGCGAUGAAUUGAAUACUGCCGCAUUGAUCAAAAGCUGCUACUUCUGGGGUUCUGAAUCUAUUCCCGCAGUAAGCUCGAACAAGACUCGUUUCUGCAUCGACCAAAGACGGGCCAUUGCGCCAAAGAUAGCGAAGCUAUUUCCAGAUUUUGCUCACAAGCUCCCUCACCGUCUGUUGGAAGAACAACUCAUCGCCCUGUUACAGUCAUGUAGGACCAAGAAGCAACUCCAUCAAAUCCAUGCCCAGGUAGUCUGUCAUGGCCUUGAACGAAACCAUUAUGUUGCUCCAAAAGUCAUCACAACUUGUGCUCAGCUCAAGGAAAUGGGAUAUGCCCAUAACGUGUUCGACCAAAUUCUCGACCCAAAUGUCUCCCUCUGGAACGCCAUGUUCAGGGGGUGUUCCCAGAAUGAAUUAAACAGGGAGGUCGUAUUUUUGUUCGGUCAAAUGAGAAGCAUGGGCGUGAUGCCCAAUUGCUUCACUUUCCCGAUUGUGCUCAAAUCUUGUGGCAAGAUCAAUGCUCUGACGGAAGGCCAGGAAGUGCAUUGUUUUGUGAUCAAGUCUGGUUUUAGAGAAAAUCCUUUUGUAGGCACCACCUUGAUUGAAAUGUACUCAAGUGGGGGAGAAGCUGGUCCUGCUUACAAGGCCUUUGGUGAGAUGCUUGAGAGGAAUGUUGUUGCAUGGACUUCGAUGGUCAAUGGAUACCUCCUGUGUGGAGAUGUAGUUUCUGCAAGGCGUCUGUUCGACUUGGCUCCAGAACGGGACAUAGUGUUAUGGAACACCAUGAUCUCCGGUUAUAUUGAAAUUGGGGACAUGGUGGCUGCACGGAAACUCUUUGAUGCCAUGCCCAAUCGGGAUGUUAUGUCAUGGAACACUGUGUUAAAUGGUUAUGCUAACAAUGGGGAUCUCGAUGCUUGUGAAGUGAUGUUUGACGAGAUGCCCGAACAGAACAUUUUUUCAUGGAAUGGCUUGAUUGGAGGAUAUGCCCGCGGUGGUAAUUUCUUGCAAGUCUUGGCCACGUUCAAAAGAAUGUUGAUUGAAGCCACUGUGAGCCCAAAUGAUGCCACUCUUGUGACUGUUUUGUCUGCGUGUGCUAGAUUAGGAGCUCUUGAUUUGGGUAAGUGGGUACAUGUUUAUGCCGAGAGCUAUGGAUAUGGCGGGAAUACAUAUGUCGUCAAUGCUUUGAUCGACAUGUAUGCAAAAUGUGGAGCUGUAAAGAAUGCCCUUAAGGUGUUCAUCAAUAUGUGCACAAAGGACUUAAUUUCUUGGAAUACUAUAAUAAAUGGUUUGGCAAUCCAUGGCUGUGGGGCUGACGCCUUAAGUUUGUUCCAGCAGAUGAAGGGUGCUAGAGUAAAACCAGAUGGAAUCACGUUCAUAAGCAUCUUGUGUGCCUGCACACAUAUGGGAAUGGUGGCAGAUGGUUUGUCAUACUUUCAGUCCAUGAUUGAUGAUUACUCGCUAGUGCCUCAAAUGGAGCAUUAUGGCUGUAUGGUUGAUUUGCUUGCACGAGGUGGUCUUUUGGUCCAGGCUGUUGAAUUUGUGGACAGGAUGCCCAUAAAAGCGGAUGCUGUUAUUUGGGCUACUUUGCUCGGAGCCUGUCGGCUACACAAAAAUGUUGACUUGGCCGAAAUAGCCCUCCAUCGGUUAAGUGAACUUGAGCCUGGAAAUCCCGCCAAUUAUGUUAUGCUUUCAAAUAUAUAUGGGGACAUUGGAAAGUGGAAGGAUGUGGCCAGAUUGAAAGCUGCAAUGAAAGAUACUGGGCGUAGAAAACUUCCUGGAUGUAGCUUGAUUGAGGUCAAUGAUGAUAUUGUCGAGUUCUAUUCCAUGGACGAGAGGCAUCCUGAUAGUGAUGAAAUAUAUGUGGCCUUGGACGGUUUGAUAAAACUAUCAAGGUCAUCUGGCCAUGCAUCUGACCUAACCGUGUUUGAGCAGUGAACUUAUAGAAGGGGCAUAUCUAGACAAAGUCAAUCACCGUUACCGUCUCAUGUCAAGUCGCUUUCUUUUAUUGCGAGGCGUUUGAUACAGGGACGAUGGCUGCCUUCGUUCCAUCAGAGACAGAAAACAUCAUGUUAUAAAAUUCUGAAUGAGAUGAGAGAUGAAAUCAAGAUUUGAUUUGUUUGGAGUCCUCGUGGGCUGUGACUGAGGCGAUGGCUACGUGAUUGCUAUCAGGGUCUGUAUGCCACUCCUCCUCUGAUUCUUCGAAUCUGUACCGAUGAUGUGAUCGAAGAGCAGUCCUCUUCUCUGGUUUGUCUUCCACCCAAUCAAA
Molecule: messenger RNA, 2338 nt
Organism: Rhodamnia argentea
Lineage: Eukaryota; Viridiplantae; Streptophyta; Magnoliopsida; Myrtales; Myrtaceae
Product: pentatricopeptide repeat-containing protein At3g29230-like
Exons: 2
Coding region: 397-2007 (536 amino acids)
Biological process (GO): RNA modification
Molecular function (GO): RNA binding; protein binding
Source: RefSeq, a predicted model, not a curated record